This is a messenger RNA of Jatropha curcas, 684 nucleotides long. Lineage: Eukaryota; Viridiplantae; Streptophyta; Magnoliopsida; Malpighiales; Euphorbiaceae. The record is from RefSeq and is a predicted model, not a curated record.
AUGCGACGAGUUAAGAACAGAUUUACUAGACUGGGAGAGGGGAAACGGAUUUGCCUCAGUAGAAGGGAUUUUGAGGGAAGGGUUGUUGGAACAUAUGGCUAUAUGUCGCCUGAAUAUGCAAUGGAAGGACGAUUUUCAGAGAAAUCGGACAUGUUUAGCUUCGGAGUACUGUUGUUAGAGAUUGUAAGCGGGAGAAGAAAUACUAGUUUUUAUGAAAAUGAGCAAGCUUUGAGCCUUCUAGGAUUUGCAUGGAAAUUGUGGAAUGAAGGCAACAAUGCGGCUCUAGUCGAUCCGGUAGUGUCCGAUCCGUGCUAUCAAGCUGAAAUUUCGAGAUGCAUACAUGUAGGUCUAUUGUGUGUGCAAGAAUUUGCAAAAGACAGGCCAACUGUAUCAACUGUUAUAUCAAUGCUGAACAGUGAAAUCGUGGAUCUUCCUAUACCAAAGCAACCAGCAUUUACUGAAAGGCAAGUUGCCUUAGAUUCUGCAGGUUCCUCUCAACAGAGCCUGAAAAAUUGUUCUGUUAACCUCGUGACUCUAACUGUUAUUGACGCCCGGUAGAUAACUGGAAUGUAUUUCUUCCUCUUAUAUGUACAGCUAAUUGUGACAUUGUGAAAUAGAAGAUACUAUCAGAUUUCAGUGAAACAUGAUAUAGGAAAUUAGGGUUUUUCAUCCCUGUUAAUUCUA